Molecule: messenger RNA, 1521 nt
Organism: Protopterus annectens (West African lungfish)
Lineage: Eukaryota; Metazoa; Chordata; Ceratodontiformes; Protopteridae
Product: sphingosine 1-phosphate receptor 3-like
Exons: 1
Coding region: 139-1101 (320 amino acids)
Biological process (GO): G protein-coupled receptor signaling pathway
Cellular component (GO): membrane
Molecular function (GO): sphingosine-1-phosphate receptor activity
Source: RefSeq, a predicted model, not a curated record
UAGUUCCUAAAGCUUAACAUUACACAUAAAGAGCACUGACGGUGGGACAACUGCCAAGGUCAUUUGAUAUUUUGAUGUAUGCAGCAUGAGCUCCCUCUUGUCAGUGAAGCACAAAACUCCCACUAAUUAAGAUCCAUCAUGACGGCAGGGUCUACUCAUACCAACAGCUGUAUUUCAGAAUUCUCUAAUUCUCUCAUUGAACUUCACUACAACCACACAGGAAGACUCGUUGACAGAGAAAGUGGAAUAGACAACAUAAAUGCAAUUACAGUAACUUUGCUGAUUUUUUGCAAUGUUAUAGUCUUAGAAAACCUGAUGGUGUUAAUUGCUUUAUGGAAAAAUAACAGGUUCCAUAACCAAAUGUACCCUUUCAUUGGCAACCUAGCACUUUGUGACCUGUUGGCAGGGAUCACCUAUCAAGUUAACAUUCUUAUGUCAGGGAAAAUGACACUAACUAUGUCAGUCACUGCAUGGUUUAUAAAAGAAGGAAGCAUGUUUGUGGUCCUCUGGGCAUCUACUCUAAGUUUGCUAGCUAUUGCUAUGGAAAGGCAUCUGACCAUGAUCAAAAUUAGCUUGUAUGAUGCAAACAAGAAAUACCGAGUUUUUCUCCUGAUUGGAACAUGCUGGCUUAUCUCUUUUACUCUUGGUGCCCUGCCAAUCCUUGGAUGGAACUGCAUUGGAAAUCUUCCUGACUGCUCCACACUUUUACCUCUGUAUUCCAAAAAGUAUAUUGCAGUACUUGUUAGUAUAUUUAUGGCACUCUUAGCUGCCAUUGUCAUACUUUACGCUCACAUUUACAUACUGGUAAAAUCCAUCAGCCAAAAGGUAAUUAAUCAUAACUCAGAACGAUCAAUGGCUCUUUUACGAACAGUUAUAAUUGUUGUCAGUGUAUUCAUUGCUUGCUGGUCCCCACUGUUUAUCAUUUUCCUUGCAGAUGUGACAUGCCAACCCAAGCAGUGUGAAAUUUUAUACAAAGCACAGUGGUUCAUUGUUGUAGCCGUUCUUAACUCUGCUCUGAAUCCCCUCAUUUAUACAUUAGUUAAUAAAGAAAUCCGCCACGCAUUCUUCCAAACUGUCUGCAUCUGCCUCAUUAAGAAAUGAGGGCAGUCUGUACCCAUGUAACCUAACAUAGUCUUAACAGAAGUAAACAUAACAGCAACAGUUCACACAGAGGCUGUUGAUAACUGCAAGGCAAAUAUGGAAUGGAUAAUUUAGCAUCUGUAUGGACUGGUGUGAUAUAAAAUACUGCAUUUGUGCUGCUCUUUUGUUUCAGUAUCAGCAUCCUCAGAAAUAAUUUGUUUAAUCGGCAAGUUACUUGUUAGCUGUCGCAAUUAGUACUCUGUGUUAUUACCCAAGGUCAUGCAUUCUGUCAGUUUUUGAGGGCAAUCAUGAUUUUGAGAAUAAAAGUUAUAGAACUAUUGCAGUAGCACAGCCUGACAAGUAAAAAUUUAAGCUGUGCAUGCAUGUAUUUCUCAUAGCAUCUCACACUGCAACAGGGCUGUAAGUGAACAAACCACUGUU